AAUAAGAGAGUUUAAAGAGUUACUGUGUAACUGUGAGUAUCCGUGUGUACCUUAGUGAGUGCAAAGGGAGGGGGGGUAAUUACGGUGUAGAAUGUCCUCCUCAUCACUGGAGCUGACCUAAGAACACAACAGUUAAUCAUCCACUAACCGGCAGAGAGAGACAGAGUGAGAGAAGGGGAAAGAAGCCAGCGUAACAUGCUCCGUGGUUGGAUUGAAAGAGAGACACUUUGAGGCACCUGAAUUUAUUGAAAUGACAAAAAAGGAAAAGAGGAGUCUUUCAUCACACAGUCUGGACUAAAGGAUAUAAUUACCUGAGAGUGGAAGGAUAAAAAAUCUGCAUCCGAGGACAUGCACCUGUUCCUGGAGAAGGAUUUUUAGCAGCACUCUGCCUUCCUCUGUCAACAAGUGUGUGUUUGUGUGUGUUAGUAUGUGCGUUCUAUGUGGUCUGUCCUGUUUUUGGAUUUGAUUGUGUGUGUGUGAGAGGUGGCCACAUGGGGCCCUGGCCCUGUCCGGGAUGCCAGCUGCAGCAUUGAAGCCCACUCCGGAGGACAUGGUGGCGGAGGGAGGGGGCGAGGGAGAGCGUGGUGCGUCCCAGUGGGAAGCCUCUGGGCCGGGCCGGGAGCGGCUGCCUCUGCCUUCUCUAAAGGUCCCCAGGGAGCUGCUGCGGAGUUUCCCCCACUCCAAACGGGUCGGAUCCUAUCUGGUGGGGAAAAUGAUCAACAAGGGAUCGUUUGCCAAAGUGAUGGAGGGGCUGCACAUCGGCACGGGCGAAAAGGUGGCCAUUAAGGUCAUCGACAAGAAGAAAGCACGGCAGGACUCAUACGUGUUGAAGAACAUGAAGAGAGAACCUCGCAUUCAUCAGAUGGUCCGACAUCCUCACAUUGUCGUCCUGCUGGAGACUCUGGAGACAGAGAACAGCUACUACAUGGCCAUGGAGCUCUGUGCUGGAGGAGACCUGAUGGACAGGAUCUGUGACAGGAAGAGGCUGGAGGAGAGGGAGGUGCGGCGCUACACUCGUCAGAUCCUCUCUGCAGUGGAACACCUGCACAAACACGGCAUUGUACACAGAGAUUUGAAGAUUGAAAACUUCCUGCUGGACGAACACAACAACAUAAAGAUUGUGGACUUUGGCCUCAGUAACACUCUGAAGGCUGAAUCUUUGUCUCUGGAGCUCCUCAACACCCAGUGUGGAAGUCCUGCCUACGCCGCCCCUGAGCUGCUCGCUCACAGGAAAUAUGGGCCCAAAGUGGACGUCUGGUCAGUAGGUGUGAGUAUGUUUGCCAUGCUGACGGGGACUCUGCCCUUCACUGUUGAGCCUUUCAACAUCAAGCAGCUGCACCAGAAGAUGGUCAACGGAGAGAUCAGCAGCAUCCCCAGUGACGUCAGCAAAGGUGCGGUGGCGUUUGUGUUGUCUCUCCUGGAGCCAGACCCGGCAAAGAGACCCAGUAUCAGAGCUGCGAUGGAGGAGAGGUGGAUCAACGAGGGAUAUGCCAAGAAACCACUGCACACACUGUCUCAUAAAAACAGGCUGAGCCCAGAGGAUCUCAACUCGUCUGUGCUGGCGUACAUGACGGAGACGCUGGGCUACUCGCUCUCUGAAAUCAUUCACACGCUCACCAUCAACCGACCGUCCGCCAUCAUGGCCUCCUAUCACCUGCUGCUCAACAAGCUCAGCAGGAGCCAGAAGGGAGCCAAGGCCAGCAAGAAACUGGAAAACAAUGACUGGACUCUUCCAAGCAAGAACACAUGGAGAGAAAGGCACAACACUGACUCAAAGACUCAGCAACAGAGUGAACCAACCAAUGAAAAAGGCUCGAAACAGUCCAGCAGGCCUCUGAGAGCCCAACAGACAGCUGAAUGUCAGAGCAACAAGAAGAGGUCUGAGGAGCUGCACAGGAAGGACCACAGAGAGGACGCAGAGAACCGUCCACCUUCUCCAUCUCUACCCCAGCUUCCUCACUCUGCCUCCCCCUCAAUACCCCCUCGCCUCCCUUCCCCCUCCCCCGCCCCUCUUUCUACAGAGGAUGGAGCCACUGAUGAGGAGAUCGCCAUCACCUUGGACACCAGAGAGACGCUGUUUCCUGAAGUGUCUGUGUUUGGAGACAGGGAACUCGUCCAUCUUUCUCCUCCUAAAAGCUCUGCAUCUCAACUCUGUGACUCUGCCCCUUGCCAAGUCCCAUUACCCCCCGAGCCAAUCAGAGACAGCAGCACAUCGAGGCCGAUCCGACACACACACCUGCUCAGGACGACUCAGUCAGACGGGGCGGCAGACCCUGGGUCAGACUGCUUCCACGACAACCGCCACCAGGACAACCACUCUCAUCACCUGAGCAUCAACGAGCGCCUGGAGAAGCUGCAGACGUUUUAUUCUUCAGAGAAGAGCGGCAUCUCUCCCAGGAUGCUGCUGGAGGCCGACACACACACCACACACCCCUCAGACAGAGACCACCUGGGUAUCAUGGAGACGACACGGACGUCACCCUCUGCCCCACUGCCCCGCCUGCGCAACGUGGGGCUGAAAGAUGGACGAGGUAGGAAGAUGACAUGGGUAGGGUUGACCCGACCUGGGCCCCCAGGACUCCUGGUGAACGGGUCUAAACCUCCUGCCUUCCCCUCGCAGAGACAACAUACUUUGGUCAUUAAGAGCCUCCGGCAGGAGAGGGGCAAGAGACGGGAUCUGUCGUCAGGAGGAGGAGGAGGAGGAGGAGGAGAGAGAGGGACGGCAGGAGGAGGGCUGAACGGAACAAAGAGGAACUCAGUUCAGUUACGUUCAUCUCUCCAGCGUCGGGUGGCGGACCUGAAUCUGCCGCUGCUUCCUGCAGCCCUGCAGGGGAAGACAGAUAGGAAGAACCAGCUACACAGCAUGGACUACUGAUAGAUGGGAGGAUACAAUAGAGAGGCAGUGAUAGAGGCCAGAAAAGGUGCUAUGAGAGGAGAGGAUAGUCCUGAGGUUGGUGACACAUUUAGGAAGCAGUUAAGCAAUUAAAGGUCCAGUGUGUGGGAUUUAGGGGGAUUUAGUGGCAUCUAGCGAUUAGGACUGCAUAUUGCAACCAGCUGAAACUUCUCACGGCUAGAAUUCCUUCAUCGUUCAGGAAGUUUUUACGGAGGGCUGAAAUAUCUGCAGAGGUCUCUUCCUCUACAAAACAAACAGACCAAGUGAUUAAAAACUAAUAAAAAUGAUAAAAACAAAAGUGAUAAAAACACUGAAUAAAACAGCUGCAUGAUACAAAUCAGUGUUUCUCCGAUGCUGUUCGGCUUGUUAGACACGCCAUUAGCCCAGCACCUGCUAAUGUGUGCUCACCUUUUUCCUUCGAUAACUUAAGAUCCAGACAUUCAGGAGGUUUUUUGCCAGGAGCCAAAUUAUCCACACAGGUCUCCUCCUCUUCAAAAGAAGCAGACCCAGUGAUUUAAACUGGUAAAAACACUGAAAAGAGUUGUGUCACGUAAAAAAAAAAGUGUUUUUUUCUACCCUUUUAUGGAGUGGGGCCGAUGUGAAAACAUAAAUGGCCCUUUAGCUAUGUUUGGUUUGUCCAUUCUGGGCUUUUAUAGAAACAUGGUGGUACAACAUGGUGAUUUCCUGGACCCGCUUCCUGUGUAGGUAUGAACAGCUCAUUCUAAGGUAAUGAAACACAACGGUAUUUAUUUUCAGGUGAUUGUACACUAAAGAAAACUUAGUAUGUCAUAUUCCAUUUCUGCCUGUAUAUCCCCCUAAAUCCUACACACAGUACAUUUCAGAAAUACUGGCCUGUAUUAAAGGAAGUGCCUGUUUUAUGUUAGAUUUGUAAAAAAAAAAACUUCGGUGAACAAAGAAUUUAAAAAUGGAGAAAAUUCAUGAUGAAUAAAAAUAAAUGGGGUCCAUGUUUAACAAAGGCAAAACUACGUCAAAAGGGUUCGAAAUUCACCAAAGUCACACAAUAACACAAAGAAAUUGAUCAAGGCAGCAGCAGACCCGCAGCUCCUGUGUUCAGCGAGGUUAAAUUACUGUAAUUUUUAGUCUGGAUUUCCAGAGAGCAUAGAUAAGUUUCACUUAGUUUAGUUCCCCGUCGGAGAGGGUUGUCUGUUUGGGAAGUACUGAGCAUACAACUUGAGAAAUGAGACUUGGAUUAUACUAUACGAGUUGGGUAAGAGUUUGUAAAAUGGAUGUUGCAGUAUAGUUUUGCUGUUGUCAAACACGAAGCCCUUCUACGUCAGUUUAUGAAGAACUGACCUAUGGCUAAGUCCCGCCCUCAGACACGAUGAGCCAAUCACAGUGCGUAUAGCCAUUCCCAUACACUGGGACAUUUUCUGCCUGGACGUCCAUUGAAAUGCAUUACAGAAAGUCAGUUUUGUUUGGUUUUAUGAGCUUUUUCUGAGAUUUGAAGUGUAAAAAUGGUCAAACGGUGUGCAUAGGGUACAUGCAACUCUGACACAAGGUAUCCUGAGAGGCUGGGCGACCAGGUGUAUUUUUUUACCCUUUAAACCACAUCUCAACCGAGAAAAGUGUCUCCUUUGGAUAAAGUUGUGUGGUAACGUUAGACCACAACAUCAACUCAACGUGAAUAAGAUUAACAAUGAUGUCUACAUCUGUUCUAAGGUAAGUCAACAUUGUGUUUGAGGCAACAUAUUGUCACUUUGCUGGAAAAAAAUAUAAAGUUAUCUUUAACAUCUCUAGCUAACGUUAGCUAAAGUUAGCCUAGUGUUAGCUCCUAGCUGCGUUGUUCAUCAUGUCACCUUGUUUGCUGGGAGUUCAUUAGCCUAUUUUGUUCUAGUUUUGUACUUUGGUGAUGGUACAUCAUUGUUAGCUGUUGUCCAAAGGGCUCUAGUUAAGCUAACGUUAACUUCUGGAGCUUAGCUUCAUUAACUUAUCUGUAAUGGCAGAGAUAACAAAGGUUGGCAAACGUUAUGCUGAAUGAUUCAGUGUAAAUACUGUAGCACCAAACUAACGGAGAGACACUCUUGGUAAAGAUGGUGAAAAGGCCGUUAUCCUUUUCUCAUAUUCUGAGCCAAAAACCUUAACUUCAGUGGCACUUUGACUUGUUGUCUUUGAUGGUGACGGCAACCAGAUGCGGUUCACAAGCGCACACUGUGACCUGUAAAUUUUGGCUUGUAAUUUAAGCUUUUCAUCGACCUUCUCAACAAUAAAAUGAUGAAUAUAUCCCUCCAAUGCGUAGUUUAGGCCCUUUUGGUUACUUCUCAAUGACAUCUGAUCUUUAUGUCCCCAAAAAUCAUCAAUUGCCUCCUGUGAAAUGCCGUGUACUGUGACACCUGCCAUAGCGCCGCUCACUGAAUGAUGAUAGUUUGUCCGAGUGAGUGGAGGGGGGCGUGGCUUAGCCAUAGGUCAAUUGUCUCUGUUUUUGGAUUUUUCGUUCACCUUGAAGGCAUGCGAGCAAAAAAAGUUAUUAGGUGAAUAAUUGAUACAAAUGCUCAUUUUGUUGUUUAAGUAUUCAUUUACCCAAAGAGAAUAAGGAGAAGGGUGGUUGGUAUGAAAGACUGAGUAAAGACAGGGCAGCUGUUCAGAACUUUGCAUAAACAUUUUGAAGGACAAGUGUAAACGGCAGCUACAAAAAGAUGCUUAAGCUAUUAUUUUCUACUGUUCCAUUAAUGCCUUGCUCACCAACAGAACUUCUUCCCAAAUAAACCAUAAACAGUACAUACAGCCUUUAUAUGCUGCAGUGCCAAAAAUUCUAACUCUGCCUAAGCUCAUCAAAUUUAAUUUGGCUGUCAGUAACUAGGCUUUGGUUUCGCUACUGUUAAUAUUUUUCCUGGGGAAUUUCAUGUUAGUCUCCACCCAUCACAAUGUGACAUGCAGAAGUGUACCAUGUGUGUGUGUUGAACACAUAUGGUUAUAUUUGUAUCGACUGUUCUUAAAAACAUUUUUGUACUGACAUUGAAAAUCAAAGUAAAAACAA
Messenger RNA from Epinephelus fuscoguttatus (brown-marbled grouper), 5888 nucleotides. Its product is annotated as hormonally up-regulated neu tumor-associated kinase homolog. The record is from RefSeq and is a predicted model, not a curated record. The transcript is spliced from 11 exons. Lineage: Eukaryota; Metazoa; Chordata; Actinopteri; Perciformes; Serranidae. Gene Ontology annotation, cellular component: cytoplasm. Bases 515 to 2875 code for a protein of 786 amino acids. Gene Ontology annotation, biological process: intracellular signal transduction; protein phosphorylation. Gene Ontology annotation, molecular function: ATP binding; protein serine/threonine kinase activity.